Molecule: messenger RNA, 1843 nt
Organism: Lampris incognitus (smalleye Pacific opah)
Lineage: Eukaryota; Metazoa; Chordata; Actinopteri; Lampriformes; Lampridae
Gene: rh50
Product: Rh50-like protein
Exons: 1
Coding region: 1-1425 (474 amino acids)
Biological process (GO): ammonium transmembrane transport; ammonium homeostasis
Cellular component (GO): plasma membrane
Molecular function (GO): ammonium channel activity
Source: RefSeq, a predicted model, not a curated record
AUGAGGAAGCAUUCAACCAGCCUUCGAGUGAGAUUACCUGUUCUUGUGGUUGUUGCAGAGGUGAUCAUACUAGCCCUCUAUGUUGCUUUUGUCACCUAUGAUGACCAUUCAGAUGCAAAACUGCAGACCAAUGAGACCAACCCCAUGGACAAUUCAAUGUACAGAGACUACCCUUUUUUUACGGAUAUCCAGGUUAUGAUAUUUCUUGGCUUUGGGUGUCUUCUGGCUUUCUUUCGACUCUAUGGCUUCGGAGGGAUGGUCUUCAACUUCCUCACAGCUACAUUUGCUAUCCAGUGGGCCAUUUUAGUGCAAGGGUACUUCCAGUUCAGUCACGAUGGUAAAAUCCACCUUGGGGUGGUUAAUCUCAUAAAUGCAGAGUUUGCCUGUGCUGUGGUUUUGAUCUCUUUUGGGGCCGUGCUGGGGAAGACCAGCCCAGUCCAGCUGCUCGUGAUGGCUGUACUCGAGGUGCCAGUCUUUGCAGUCACAGAAUGGGCCGUGUUGAAGUACCUAAAGAUCAACGAUGCGGGGGGCUCCAUUCUGAUCCACCUGUUUGCAUGCUACUUUGGCUUGGGUGUCACAUUUGUGCUGUACAGGCCUCAUCUGAAUGAGGGCCAUGCAAAGGAGAACACCAGCUACCAGUCAGACAUCUUGGCCAUGAUGGGCACCUUGUUCCUGUGGGUUUUUUGGCCCUCCUUCAACUCAGCGUUGACCCUGAAGGGAGAUGAUCAGCACAGAGCCAUAUUGCACACCUUCAUCGGCCUCAGCGCCUCCACGCUCACAGCCUUUGCUCUCUCUGCAAUGCUCAACAAAAAUGGUAAGCUCACCAUGGCUGACGUUCAGAAUGUGACCCUGGCCGGAGGAGUGACGGUGGGGGCAUCUGUAGACAUGAUGAUAUCACCUGCAGCAGCAUAUGCACUGGGUAUGAUGGGCUGCUCUGCUUGUAUGCUGGGCUAUAAAUACCUGAGCCCCUUCCUGGCUCACCGCUUAAAGAUUCAGGAUCAGUGUGGAAUACACAACUUACAUGGCCUGACAGGACUUAUAUCAUGUACUGCUGGGAUUGUUGCCAUACUGACAGCCACGGAGGAGGUUUAUGGCCCUAGUAUGUAUGAGAUCUUUACCCACAGAGCACCAAUGAUGGGAGACCCUAAGCUACUGGAGCUCCAAAAACUGGUCCCUGGUUUACGUGCAGGGUUGGGAAGGACUGCCCGGGAGCAGGCUCUCUACCAGGUAGCCGCUGUAUUCUCUACCAUAACAGUGUCGACACUGGGGGGUGUCUUUACAGGCUUUGUGUUAAAGCUACCAUAUCUUGCAUCACCAUCGGAUGAGCUUUGUUUUGACGAUGAGCUGUUUUUCAAUGUUCCCCAUGACUACGAUUCACCGAUUAAAGUCCAUAAUACACUUCUAACAGAAAGCUCAGCUGCUUGAUAUGCUACAAUAACUGCCUAUUCAGUCAAUUGUCAUUGGCACAAAGUAAAACGUAAAUAUCUCCUUCUUUAUGGAUAAAGAAUUGACCACCAGUUUGAAAAUGAGUUAUCUAAUCAAGAUCAAAUCAGGAUAUUUUGUAAUGUAUUUAUUAUCACAGGGAAUGAAUUGAUACCAUAAUAAAAGUUCCUUUUCCCACCUAGGAAAUGUUGCAUUAUGUCUGUUGUGGGGUCUUUUUGUGAGUAUCUCAUCAAAUUAAAUAAAUAAUAUGCAUAUUUACUUUGUGAUUAAUAAAAUGUGAAUUGACUUGACCUGGCUGAACUUGAUGGCAAUGACUAUCACAUGUGGAAAAGUUAUGUUUCCUUAUCUUUGAUGGGAGCACCGGCAGAUAGCUAGCACAAUUGCCGUUACUGUACUUGCA